Molecule: messenger RNA, 3195 nt
Organism: Fulvia fulva
Lineage: Eukaryota; Fungi; Ascomycota; Dothideomycetes; Mycosphaerellales; Mycosphaerellaceae
Exons: 2
Coding region: 1-3195 (1064 amino acids)
Source: RefSeq, a predicted model, not a curated record
AUGGACCCUCCUCACCAUCGCACCUCGUCCCUGGCGGACGACUCCGACUACGACGACUACUAUCUGUACUACGACGACGACCCGCACGACACGCCCGAGUCGCGACAGAGCACUGCAUUGGCACGAGAAACAUUGCCAGCGCGAGGAGCAGCAGCCGCGGACCCAGUAUCAGUACCGGUAACAGCACCACCACCACCACCAACACCACCACCACCAGUCGCCAUAAUACCUCCGCUGCCCGGCAUACAGCACAGUACACAGCAGCCGCGUCUGCAGCAGCAAGCCUCGUCGUCCUCGCUCGCGCCCAUCAGCGUGCCCUCCUUCUCGGCCUUCCGCAAGGCAGUCCCCACCGCUGUCCACCACCCGCACGCCGCAUUCCACGCUGCAAGCCAGCCCUCGCCGCGCGCUGCCUCCUUCUCCCUUGCCGAACAGAGCAGCCCUCGCCUUGCCGAACCCGUGCUGAGGCCGCAGUCUCUGGACAGUCCUCUGCUACCGCGCCAGCCGGCCGCCGCACUCGCUAGUGGGAGUCCACCGCGUGUGCAGGCAGAGGCAGCCCAUCCGCGGCAUAGCAACAUACACGACCGCUCCUCGUACACGACUCCCCCCACUGCUACAGCCACAGCUUCUCACGACCGCAACGACUCCAUAGAUUCACGAAUCGCCAGUACAGCCCUCGCUUCCGCAUACAGCAGUCCGCGAGACUCUAAUCCACCCGUAUAUGUAAAGCAUGCUCAUGAACACAUCUAUUCUACCGACUAUCUGGACCUUCACGCGGCACAUCGGACCACAUCUUCCAGCAUAGACAGCAGCGAAUAUUUUGAGCCGUCUGACAUGGACGACCAAUCUUCAAUGUACGCAGUGCAGCAGGCACCUACUAUGACCGUGCAGUACGAGGGGGAGCAGAGAAGGCUGUCAGACGAGUCGGUAGACGCAGGGUCAGUUGGAUCUGCAAAACGGCCAAAGUCUCCCGCUGGUCGAGCACUGGGCUCUUUCUUCGGCUUUGGAAAGUCUUCUGGUCGAGCAUCCGAGGACGACUCACCCACGACGACUUUCUCGGAUCGUUCUCUUUCACCCUUGCCGUCUCCGCGUUUGGUCAAGACCCUGCCGGUGGAAAUGGAUGGCCGAAGAGCUUCUGCCAGACUUACACCACCGAGUCUUGAUGUCCACAAAGCCAAUGGCGCGGGAACCUACUUUGAUAACCCGGAAACUCCUUUGCUAAUUGGCCAUGAUGCCAACAAUCAACAUGUCCGAGAACUCGAGCGUGAGAUCUCCCACAUCAGCCAAGAGCUUGCUGGGUCCAUCCGGAGAGAGAUGGAGCUCGAGGAUGAGCUUGAUCGAAUUCGAAUGGAAAUGCCCAACCUCCCGCCUUCUGAGUUCAGCCAGCGUCGAGGCAGUGACUACUUCUCUGACUCCGGUGCGGGCUCAGUGAGGUUUCCGAUCACCGACGUAGAUGCGAAGCUCGAGCAGAUGGACAAGCAGGUCAGAAAAGCAGAGCAAGAGAAGGCUAACUUGAAAGUGGAGAUGGCGAACAGGUUGCAAACCGAGCUCAGCAGAAGACGGGACCUCGAAGAACUUGUGCAGAACCUCGAGGACCAGCUGGAGAAACAAACACAGCAAGAUGAAGUUCGUGGCAGUGCCGAAGAAAGGCUGGAGCAAUUAGAGUCUACCCUUGACGAGACUAGGAAGCGACUGGGGCAAGAAAAAGACACCAAGCAAAGCUUUGAGGACCUAUACAGCGCCACAAGGGAAGAGUUGGAAAGGCACAGGAAUGAAGCAGAGAACCUGCGAAACGAGGUUGUGCCAGGGCUGAAAGCACGAUUGGACGGCUUGGAGACUGAGGCGGCGGAUACGCAGGCUUUGGUCUACGAAAACACACGCUUGCAACAAGAGCUGGCUACACUCAAAAACAGCAGCAAUCACUCCAGAUUCAAUAGCAUUGCGGAGGGGGGUGUCGCUUCUGCUAUCAACCCCGCGAGGAUGAGCUUGCAGCGGUCAGGAUCUCUGGUCCGGAGUUCAAGCCUGAGGCGCGGUGGCUCAAUCAAGGAGAGGGAAGGUGGUCGGCAACGUGCAGGCUCGGGCAGCCUUGCCUACCCUGACGGCCUCAAGGAGAUUGAAGACCAGCGUGAUGCUCUGCACAAAGCACUGAAGCUUCUGAUCAGACGACAUGAGAGGCAACAGCGCGAUCACGAGCGCGCAAUGAAGCAUCUUACGAGCGCGAAGGACAAAGCCGAACAGAUUACGGCAAAGCGAAGUGUCUACACCAGGGAAGUCGCCUUCCUCAAAGAAGAGGUGUCUACUCUGAGAAAACGUACGGAAGAUGCGCUUGAGCAGAAGUGGCAAUACGAGAAGAAUCUUUCUGGUCUUAAGAUGGAUCUCGACCGAGCCGAACAAGAAACGCGCGGGUUGCGCAUCAUUUUGCAAGAGCAUGAUCUCAGCUCGGUCAGCGAGCGGAGCUUUACUGACGGCGCUGAGGAAGACGAUCAGCUGAAGCUUAGCAUAUCGAGAGCCGAGAACGAGCGAGACCAUGCCAGGCAAGUGGCGGAGGAGUAUCGUCAGCGGGCCAACGAAGCAAGCGGCGAGAGCUCGGCAGGCCUCAUCAAGUCCGCGAAGCGCAUGGAAGAGCUAGCCGAAGAGCUCGAGAAACAGGCUCAAGCCAACACAGCGCUUCGAGAGCGUUUGUCUGUCGCAGUCUCCAAGGGUGAGCGCGAGCAGAAGGAGUCCACUCGCCAGAUCGAGGAGAUGCAAAGACGGUUAGCAGGCAUGGAAGACAGUGUUCUUGCGGCUCAGCAGCACUCUGAGACCACUCUUGCGAAUCACGAUGCUGAGGUACGCAGGAUCGAGGAUGCUUCGUCACCACAUCUGCAGCGACUAAGGAUAUCGAUCCCUGAGCCAAGCAAGCUUGGGCCAGCGUCACCUCUACUGAAGAAGAGCCCGAAGCUUGGGAGCAAGAAGUUGAGCGAAACUAGCCUGCUUGAGAUGAGCCGCACACAAAUGCUCGAGCGCAAGGUCAAGGAGCUUGAGGGACUGCUUCGCGAGGCAGAAGAAGACGUGCAAGUCGUCGUGCAGAGGGUCAACAGCAGCCAGAUGGAAGUCGCCGAGCUGCAGACUGAGCGCGAUGCCGCUUUGAUACAGAUGAGGAAGUUGCAGGCAUUGGUGUCUGAAGAGCGGGAAAGAGCUGAGGCACUGAUGCCGUGA